Pieris napi is the source of this 4439-nucleotide messenger RNA. It is a transcript of the gene vn, whose product is annotated as protein vein. NCBI's taxonomy places the organism in Eukaryota, Metazoa, Arthropoda, Insecta, Lepidoptera, Pieridae. The transcript is spliced from 5 exons. Gene Ontology annotation, biological process: axon guidance; homophilic cell-cell adhesion; dendrite self-avoidance. The record is from RefSeq and is a predicted model, not a curated record. Gene Ontology annotation, molecular function: cell-cell adhesion mediator activity. Gene Ontology annotation, cellular component: plasma membrane; axon. Bases 77 to 1021 code for a protein of 314 amino acids.
GAACAGUCGUGCGCCGGCUGCGGCAGUGCGGGGUCGCCACGUGAGAGCGACGCGGAUAGUGCGCUGCGAUGGCGCGAUGAAGACGUGCGGCCGCGCGGCGUUUUGCUGGGCCCUGCUGUGCGUCGCUGGCAUCCUGGCGGCGCCGCGCCGCCCUUACUGCGAGCGGGCGGACGUAGCGUGGCGCGCCUACCGGGCCCCGGCAGCCUUCGAGGCCCGCGUCCAGUCGCUCGCCAAAGACGCCGCCACGGUCCAAGUGCGCCGCGUCCUACGCCGCCAGGGUCGCUGGCCCAGGGAAGAUGCCAUCAUCCGGCUCAAACUGCCACUGGAUUCACUCGAGUGCUCUGGACGUUUCGAAGUGCCUUUACAGAAUCGAAAGAACUAUAUAAUUUUCGCGGAGAGAAGGGGCCACGCCGCCGUGGCUCUGGGUCCGCCGUUGAGACGGACCGGCAAGUUGAUGAGGAGGAUACGAGCGGUCUACAAGCCUGGUUACAGUAGUCCCGCACGGAUAGAACCGAUGCAGUCGGUGCGAGCCACCCGGGGCAGCCGGGUGAAGCUGGAGUGCCAAGCGAGCGCCCGGCCCCCGCCACGGAUAUCGUGGUACAAGGACGGCCGGCCCGUCGCUGAUAUUGCUUUAAGAAGAUUCCGGGUGCAGAGUUUCAGAAGGCGCUCGGUGUUAGUGAUAAGGCAUGCGCGUCGCGAAGAUUCAGCGACGUACGAGUGUAGGGCGCAGGGCGCUGUGGGGCCUCCUGCUAUAGCAUCUGCCAACGUCAGUGUUCUGCCGCCCGCCACAAACGCACCGGACACAUCGAUGCUUGGUGCGCCGUGUCCGAUGCCGGACCCUUCUUCCUAUUGCCUCAAUGGAGGAACUUGUUUAUUCUUUGAGCUAGUUCAAGAACAAGCUUGCAAAUGCCCAGAAGGCUUCAAUGGACAACGCUGUGAGAACAAGGACGUGUCGAACAGGAGCAGUAUGUAUCAUUCCUACACAUGCAAACUGGGCCUCUCCACGUCUUACUACUGUUAGCGAGACCGCUACAACCCCCUGCCCACCUUUGUAUUUAAUGUUCAACAAAUAUCCGAUUGCAAAUAAUAGUUAACUGUAAUUAAAGAGUUUACAUUAUGUGUAUCCGAUUAUGGAACCGUUUACCGCCAAAAUAUGACACUUCAAGCAUUGCCAUAGCCAAAAAUAUAUUUAUAUCAUUUAAGACUGGAAUAGACUAAAACCGGUAUUCACAAAGGUCACUAUAUUUUUAGGAUACUUUUUUCGAUUCCUAAUAAUCAGGGUCGGCUUUAAUGGCCUUUUACAGAAACUCUGUUUCUCGUAAUUGACACGAGACAACAUGAUGGUUCUUUAUAAUCUGUAGCAAAAACUAUUAGCAAAGCUUUAAGUUAUUUUGUAGUAAAAUAGCUGGCCCAGUGAGAUUAUAUUUAUAAGGAUAAUUGCAGAAUUUUAUUGAUAGUCCACGUUGGGAAUUUUACAGCGUUGUUGCAGUCCAUUGGCGCAUUUUGAAAACCCUCCCAUAUGUAGCUAGGUAAAUUUAAAAAUGGCUUAUAAGAAAAUUAUCGUCCGAUUUUCGAAGUUGUAAAUAUUUUACUGUAUUUUGCGAAAUAUUGUAUUGUUAUUAACGCGUAAGGUUUGACAUUAUCUUAGUAUAUUUUUCUGAUGAAGAGACUUUGAGUUGUGUACAUAUCUAUUAGGGUAAGGCUUUUAGGAUCAUUUCCCGACUAUACAGAACAGAGUAGUUUUUUAUUAUAAACUCCGUUGACAAUAAUUACUAUUAGUCUUCUUAAUGCAACAAUUUUGGAAUUCAAACAAGCACUUAUUUUUUGUAAAGGCUGUCGUUCAAACUCCUAGUCAGAAUGCAGUUCAUAGUAAUAGACUAGAUAAAUUAUAUUUAUAGGUAGAGUAAAUAAAUGAAUGACUAAUGUCGAUGACAGAUCCUAUAUCAAUUUUCCUACUCGCAGUGAAUGAAUGAGUUGAAGUCUAUGUGCUGUUUGCGACGAACGUGUUUUAAUUAAUUUCAUUUUGUAUAAAGUUUUUAAGUCCAUUAUUUAUAUUAAAUGAACUAGAUUUGUCUAUUUAUUAUAACAAUGUCAAGAAAGGGCUUAUGGUGACGUCAUAUGCUUUUCUACUUUUAUAACAAAAUAACCCAUAGUUUUGAACUCAUCACAAGGCGUCACUACUUUUCUUUAGUCUCACAACAAAUACUAAGCAACACAUCUAGUUAGUUAUGUAACAAAUAUACCAAAUUUCAAUAAAAGAAUGAGUGUUGGAAUUAAUGAGGCGAUAACUUUGGUUUUUUAUUCUCGAACUAUCCCAAACCCUUCAAAAAUCUAUGGAAUUAAAAUGGAAAAUGGUACGUAUAUCUGGUCAAAAUUAUUUCUUUACGUGCACUUAACUUCUUAUCCGCACUCAUGUCGUAAAAUGAAAUAAUGUAACGCGUUUUCACUGUUUCAUGUUAAAAUUCGUUACAUUUUUUCAUUUGUUAAUCUAAAAUGACAGUUCUAAUGCUUUCUCUACUAAUUGUCUAUGGGAGCAUGCAUCAUGCAUGUCUAUGGGGUAAAAUGUGUACUUACUAUUUGUUGUGAGAUAAUUAUAACAAAAUAACAGUGCAUGGUAGUUUGCGAAUUGCUAAAAUAUUUUAGGAAUAAAGCACAAUUCUUUAUGUACGUACAAUAUGUAAAUAAGUUUAAUGUACCAACGAUAUGUUCCUAAAAUAUUUUUACAUUUUAGUAAGACCUAUAAAAAUUAUAUUAAUUUCUUAUUUUCUAACAGGUCUCGGUGAACGACUUUGGUGAACGAACGAAUGAGACUUCGGUCUACGAAUGAUAGUUGCACGGACCAUUCCUGACAAUAGUUUAUAGAGUAAUUUAAACUGCCGUAUAUUCUUAUAAUUGUAACUAAAUAAAGACAUGCUUUGUUUAUUAUAAGACGAAAUUGCUAUUACAUUUUCUUCUUGAAAAUUCAACAAAAAAUUGUGUUUUUCACAUGUCUUUAAAUUUGCCAGUUCUAUACCAAUAUUAGCUGUAUGUUAAUUAUCCGCCUCAGAUAUACUCAUAGAUAAUCGCCACAGAAAGUACUUAAUUAACAUAAAAUAAUAAAGGCUGCUUAAAAAAGGGAUUAGUAUUUUAAUAAUAAAAAGAAACGAAUGUAUCAUUAGAAGACAUUCACCAUGUAGCAGCCAUCGAUAAAUUCUCUCAUAAUUUUGACUAAACUGAAUCAGCGCCAUCUGUUAGAAUAUUACUAUUUAACCUUAUUUUGUCAAACUUGUUUUCACAUAGGCCUAUAAACGAAAGUUAGUUAAACAAUUGUUAAUUUUGCGAUGUAUGAUAUUUUGUUAUAAUUUGUACAGUUAAACGUAAGUUUAGUUUUAAUUAAAUUAUUUUUGCAAUAAAAAUCCUUUUGAAUGUAUGCGAUGAAAUGACUCGAAAACAAGCUGGUAUUAAAAUCUAUUUUUGUGCUAGAAUCUUUCGACUUUCAACUAGUAAACUGUUACUCGGUAUCGGGUAACACUGAAAUAUUUGUCCAUUAAUUUUUAAAUAACUUACCGAUUGAGUAAAAACUCAAACGGCAAACGUUUGAACUAAUUGUGCUUUUUAUGUAUCCGUUACUAAGUAACGAGGUUUCGCAACUGUGCUAUUUCAAAAGAUAUUAGAACUUAUAAACGUUGUAUGUUAUAUACAAGUAAAAAUUACUCUGGAGUAACGUUUCUGCAAGUUAAAACCCGUUUUUUUUUUAAAUUUCAGGCUGGUGUAGAGCGAGCACCGCCUAUCAGAAUGGCCAAAUUAAUGAAUUAGUUUAAAACCAUUAUAUGGUUUAAUUGAUUUGACUUUGAUAUUAUUAAAUUAUAAUGACAAUGGAAGCUGAUACCAGCGCAUUUGCUCCGACAUAUAUUAUAUUUUCCUAUAUUCAAAAAAAUGUGUUAAAAAGUAUUCAGUAUGGCCAGUAUAUCUUUUUACUUAAUAUAUAUUGAAAAUAAGAUAGACACUUCAUAGUUCAUACUUAACCUGCUUGUAAGACGAACUAUUUUGGAAAGGAAAUAUUAAAAUUAACAGGCAAUUGAACAAUCUUAUUCCAAAGACAAAUUAAUAAGAUAAUAUAUAGCAAAAUAAUAAAGUUUCUGUGAGAGAUAAAUGACAAACCAAGUGGCGGAUCUCUUUAUUGUAUCUAUUGAUAAAGAUUUUAUUCUGCUAGCAACAAAAACACUCACAAAUUGCUUUGAGUUUUUCUUCAACAACAAAAUCUCAGUGCCGCCUUUGGAAUAAGGCAGUUCAAUUUUAAGUUAAUAUUUAUUAAAUUUUAUAUAAAGCUGCCGAAACCACCUCACGUAAUCUCAUAGUAUUAAGUUGUAAUAAUUGUACAGUAUUAUUUGCUGGAUAACGUUAUUUAUUCUAGCUGUAUUGCUAUUUUGUAGUGCUUGUUAAAUAAACUAUGAAACCUG